Staurois parvus is the source of this 341-nucleotide messenger RNA. NCBI's taxonomy places the organism in Eukaryota, Metazoa, Chordata, Amphibia, Anura, Ranidae. The record is from the annotation of a GenBank genome assembly.
UCAUGCUGCUGCCUAUGUCCACAGUGUGUCAUGGGUCCCUGUACGGCCUCCCAUUGCUGCUGUCUCCAUCGCCACACUCUGCCAUGUGCCACUUUCAGGUCUCCUCACACUGCUGGUGGGUUCCAUUUUGUCAUAGGGUGCUGGCAGAUUACGGGCCUCCCAUUGCUGCUGCCAGGCCCGUAAUCUGCCAUGGGCCCCUGUACCGCCUCCUCAUGCUGCUGCCAGGUCCAGAGUGUCUCAUGGGUCCCUGUACGGCCUCCCAUUGCUGCUGUCUCCAUCGCCACACUCUGCCAUGUGCCACUUUCAGGUCUCCUCACACUGCUGGUGGGUUCCAUUUUGUC